This is a messenger RNA of Nicotiana tabacum (common tobacco), 1215 nucleotides long. NCBI's taxonomy places the organism in Eukaryota, Viridiplantae, Streptophyta, Magnoliopsida, Solanales, Solanaceae. The record is from RefSeq and is a predicted model, not a curated record.
UACAAGAGAUCAGAUCUUUACAGGAGGAAUAAAGUGUUGAUUAGUGAACUCAGCGUGUCUCGCCCUGGUACAAAAGACCUGUAUUUCGAUAGUCAAUAUUCACAGCCAUUUUGGACCCAAUGUAUGGCUUGCCUUUGGAAGCAACACUGGUCAUACUGGCGUAAUCCCGCUUAUACUGCAGUCAGAUUGCUCUUUACAGUCUUCGUCGCCUUGGCCAUAGGGACAAUGUUCUGGGAUCUUGGUACUAAAGUGGGUAAGAGCCAAGAUGUAUUUAAUGCUAUGGGAUCAAUGUAUGCUGCUGUCUUUUUCCUUGGUUUUCAAAAUACAGCAUCAGUGUUGCCCGUUGUAGCCAUUGAGCGUACAGUAUUUUACAGAGAAAGAGCUGCUGGAAUGUAUUCUGCCUUCCCUUAUGCCUUUGGACAAGUUUUCAUUGAAAUGCCGUAUGUCUUUGUGCAAGCUGUUUUGUAUGGCGUCAUUGUCUAUGCUAUGAUUGGAUUUGAAUGGACAGUAACCAAGUUCUUUUGGUACUUGUUCAUCACGUAUUUCACUCUCUUGUACUUCACCUUUUAUGGUUUGAUGAGCGUUGCAGUUACUCCAAAUCAACAUAUUGCACAAAUUGUUGCUCUCUUCUUCUUUGCCAUGUGGAAUCUUUUCUCAGGAUUCAUUAUUCCACGACCUCGUAUGGCCAUAUGGUGGAGAUGGUACUAUUGGGGUUGUCCUGUUUCCUGGACUUUGUAUGGUUUGGUUGUAUCACAAUUUGGAGACCUCCAAAACAAAAUAACUGAUAAUGAAACAGUCGAACAAUUCUUGAGACGUUACUUCGGGUUCAAACAUGAUUUUCUUGGAGUAGUUGCAGUUGUGACUGUUGCAUAUGCUGUUGUUUUUGCCUUCACAUUUGCUUUGGCUAUUAAAGUAUUCAACUUCCAGAAAAGAUAGAAGAUGUUAUACCUGCUGAAGAUCUAUACGAGGAAAAUCGAAGAAUAGAUUGAUUAUAAAACUCAGUGUAUACAGGUUACCACUUGAAGAAGUAUACAUAUAUGUUCUGUUUGUAUUGGAUCAUGUUACUAUAUUUGUUUAGCCAUAUAUUGGAGUUCAGGCACAAAACUGAUUGAUUCACUUUCUUUCUAUUUCAAGACAUCAACUGUAGUAACAAUUAUGAAGCACAUUUCAGUAAAGAGAAUUCUUCCUCAAAUGAUAAAGAAAAGGAAUACAAUA